UUUCGAAAGUGAGGCUAUUCACCAGCCAUUCAUCAUUUAAAUGAGUUACCGCACUUUGUGAUGUGAAUUAAGUGAAUAUUGACAAAGUAGAAAGCAUACCGUUUAAUAAAAAGUAUUACAAAACCAGAGAAAAGAAGAAUUUUAAUUUUUAAACCGGAAGUGAAUAAAAAACCGCGACCAGAAGCGGCGUGGAGAUGGAUGAAGAGAGCGGAGAGCUAUUGUCCCAGAACAAAAUAGAGGGAACCAACACAAAACAGGAUUCUGUUACAACAGUGAUUAAUGGAGAUCCUGAAAAUAGUUCUACAUCCAAAGAUCUGAAUGUUGAAGAAAAUCAGAGGAUUAAUGGAGAAGUUGGUGAUAGCAUCACUGCAGAAAAAUUAACAAGCGAAAGUAUAGAGACAGGAACAAGUGUAAGUGGAGAGACAGGAAAUGGAGUGACUGACGAAACUGGAGAUUGUUCAUCUGGGGAGAAAUUAAACAGCUUGGCCAAAACCAUAGAUGAUGAACCAGGAGUGGUUGAUGCUUCAGGAGAUGGGGAGGUUGAGGAGACAACUGAUGGUCUGGAAGGAGAAAUUGGAGACUCCUCUGAUGUCAUGCCAAUACAACUUGGAGAUACAAGUCAACAAGACGAUGAUGAUGAUGUGUUAGAUUUAAUGGACGAUAAUGGAGAAGAUGGAAAGAAUGAUCAAACCGAUGGAAUGGUUACCUCUGACAUGCAAGAUUGUGAUGAUCAAGUCAUUGAUUUGCCUGAGGAAAGUGAACAAGUUUCGCAAACAAAGGAAAUAUGUGAAAUUGUUGAGACUAAUGAGCAGACAUCUGGCCUGGUAGAGGAAAAACUGAUAGAAGAUACCAGUUUAAUGGUACCAGAACAAACAGGGCUGUCUGGGGAGCAUGAACAAGUUCCAGACAUUUCUGAUGGAAAUGAGCCAAAUACAGAGCAGGAGGAUUAUGAUGUUUUGGAUCUAAAUGAUGAGUCUGACUUGCCUGCCUCUUCAGACCAGGAUAAAUUGGAAUCGCAGGAGGAUGAUAAAGACCUAAUAACAGACACCAGAGAUGUCAUUGAAGAAAUUAAACAGUUAGAUACAGAAACUGAAAACCAAAGUGACAUGGAAACAAAAGAUGAGAUUAGUCAGUCUGGAGAAAAAGAUGAAGUCAUGGAAGUUUGUAAAGAUGAAAUUGAAGAUAAUGUACUGAAUACUGACAUUAAUGAUGAUGAUGUCACAACUAUCAAUGAUCAGGAAGAUUGUCUAUUAAAUACUGAAAUGGAGGCUGAACCAGAAGAUGCUUCAACCAUGGAAACAGGAAAUGAUGCAGGAGAGAUUAAUCUUGACACAGGUGAAAUGGUUCAAAGUGAAAGUGGAGUGGAAAAUGUUGACAUGGAAAAAGCUGAAGAACCUGUUGAAGCAGUAAUGGAGAAUGAAGAAAUAGAAAAAGAUGUAGAUAUGGUCGGAAGUGAGGAGAAAGGAAAUAUAGAUGAUAAAAACAAAAAUGAAAAUGAUGCUGAUGUUUCAAUGGAAAACAUGGAGGAUAAGGAAAAAACAGAAAUUGUUGAAAAUGUAAACAAAGAGAAAGAAACUGAUGUUAGUCAGCCAGAUGAUUCCACAGUUGAGGAAGCGGGAGUCGAUAGUGAUGGGGGACUUAAAAUUACUCAAGUUGAAAGUAUCGUUGACUUGAAAGAAGACAGUGGAGGAAAAGAGAGUGGGGAAGAAAUGGCUGUUUCUGCUCCUGAAGUGGAAAAAGAAAGUGGAGAGAUAGAAAAUAUACUGGAGAAGGCUGUCACUACUAAUGAAGAGGAAAAGGGGGUUGUAAAAGAAGGAACUGGAACAGAGGCAGCUGUUAAUAAUAGUGAAGAGAAGAAAGAUAAGACAGAAGAGACUUCAACUACAGAAAAUAAAAAUGAGAAAAAAGUUGCUGAGAUUAAGAAAGAUACUGACGAUGUACAAAUUGUGGAAAAACCCAAAGAAGAAGAGAUUGACAUCAUAGAUUUGGAUGCUGAUGAUAGUGAUACAGAGAAAGAGGUAAAGAAAGAGAAAACUGAUGGUACUAGUGGGAUACAGAUAGCUUCCGUUAGUGGUGGUACUGAUAUAUCCAGUGUUAAGGAAUCAGAAAAGGUCAAAGUAGAGACAAAAAAAGAUGUUAAACCAGUUGUGCCUGUAAAACAAGAGGUGAAACAUGAAGUUAGAACAGACAAUAAAUCUCCAAAGAGUAAAAUACAGACUUGUAUUGUGUGUAAAAAGGUUGGAAAAUGUAAAUAUAACAUUGUUAGAAAUGGUGACAUCAAACAUCUAUGUGACGAUGACUGUUUUAAACGAUUCCGAUCGAACCCUACAACAUAUUUACGAUCAUCAACACCACCACAGCCACAGGAAAACAAGACAGUCGCUCCUGCAGUGAACAACCAACAUGGACAAUUCAAAACCUGCCAAGUUUGUCAAGUCAUGAACAUCAAUGCGUCAACAGCAAAACCAUUUCUGAAUUGGCAGGGUAUGGAUUUUUGUGGUGAGGAUUGUCUUGGAAAAUUCCAGAGUAGUCUGAAUACGUCAUGUUCAAGCUGUUCAAACGUUAUUCAGCAAGCCACUAAAGGAAAAUUUUGUUUCAAGUUUGGAAACCAGAUCAGGCAGUUUUGUUCUCAGGGUUGUUAUAACGAUUUCCUGAAAAAGCAAAAACUUUGCGAAUGUUGUCAAAAGGACAUUACUAAAAGUUCAGAUGCAUUCGUAGCCCCAGCAGGUCCCGAUAGUUCAUUUAAAGAUUUCUGCAGCCAAAGCUGUCUUCAGAAAUACGAAGAGAAAAAUAAUCGUGACAUUGAAAUCACUGGUGUUGAUCCGGGGAAGAAAAGUGGUCCUGCUCCUAAAGGUACCCAUACUUGUUCCGUCUGUGCAAAGGUCAAUACCAUGAAACAUCAGAUUCAGCUGGAAGGGAAAACCAAUUAUCUCUGUGGGGAUCCUUGUUUCUCAGCAUUCCAGUAUGCCAACAAAUUGACAAUGAACACUUGUGACAAUUGUGGCAUCUAUUGCUACAACGAAGGGAUGCAUCCACAGUAUAUUCAGUUUGAAGGGCAGCAAAAACGCUUCUGCAGUUUCAUGUGUGUAAAUACAUUCAAAACAUUAAACAAAAAAGUCGUCUCAUGUUCAUGGUGUAAUUGUAAGAAAAGUAACUUUGACAUGAUUGAGCGAGUUGAUGCUAAUAACAAGUACCAGUUAUUUUGCUCACUGAAUUGUCUGUCCUUGUAUCGUGUGAAUCUCCAGGCUACUUCGAAUCAAGCGGUGCUAUGUGACCAGUGUAAGAGAUACGUUCCAGCACAAUACCAUCUGACCAUGAGUGAUGCUUCUGUUCGGAACUUUUGUUCUUAUAAUUGUGUCAUGAAAUUUCAAUCACAGUUUACCUCCAGUGCUGCACCGUCGGGGACAACAACAACUGCUCCAAAACCUGGGGGGAUACAGACCAGAUCAACAACUAGGCCACCCCAGCCAGUGCAGCAUAAACCUGCCAUGCCACAAACUGCAAUUAGGUCUGUAGCACCACACAAUAUGAUUCGACCGCCUUUGCAGAACAGACCAACCAAUCCAAACAUGAAUCAGAUACCAAUAAUAUCAAAUGUGGUCUCUCUUGCACCUCAAGUCAACCAACAACAACAAGUGAAUUUCAAGUCAAAUCAACAAGUUCCAUUGGUUAUCAACAAUAAAAAUACUAAUAUCAGGACAACAGUACCAGCUCAGGCAACACAAACUAUACAGACAGUUAUUAUUCAACCACCACAACCAAAAACAAUCAAAAACAAGUCAUGUCUUUGUAAACCAUUUGUACAGACUAAGGCCACAUCAUGCCGUCCUCACACACAAACAAAGGAAACACAAACAGACAAAGAUAUGGAACCCCAGAAUGUGUUGAUACCCAUCCCGAUACCUUUCUAUGUUCCAGUACCAAUGGCAAUGUAUUCACAGCCAACACCCAUUGCCUUUCCCUUCCCCAUACCUAUACCCAUACCAUGCUUCAUACCAACCACCAAGAAAAGUACCAACAGUAUUCUGAAACACAUAAAGGAAAUUCGUGAGAAGAUACCUGACGAUCCUUUAGAAGCAGAACUUUUAAUGAUGGCAGAGGCAGUGAGUGCCGUGGCAAAGGACUCAUCAGAAUCUGAAUCAGAAAAUGAGGCAGAAAUGGAACCAGUAGAAGAAAUAGCAGUCACCAAAAUCUCUCCCCCUUCUGAUUCCCCAGAACCUGAAGUUCCAGAAAAACCUGCUGAUCUUGGAGAGGACAUGUUACAGAUGGCGCUCAGAAUGGCAACAGAGAUGACCCCUGAACCGGUUAUGGAUCUAGAGGAAACCAUUGAACCUGUUCCUGUCAGUACAGAACCCCCACCAAAGCCAAAACCCAAAGAACAAGAGGAUACUGAAGAUGAAGAAGAUGACGAUGAAUACACACCUGUCCGAGAAACUAGGUCGCAAAAGGGCAAGGGGACAAAACGACCCGGUAGCAAUCAGGCAAGACGUAGAUCAAAAAGACAGAAAGCACCUGUAGUCUUGAAAGUGGAGGAACCGUCUGCUCCGGAGCCUGAACCUGAACCAGUAAAUGAAACACCGCCUGAUGCAAAUAUGUAUCUCAAAUAUACGUAUGGUGUGAACGCAUGGAAACAUUGGGUUGUUCUGAAAAAUAAUCAGUUGGAUAAAGUAACCAAACAAGGUUCUGGAAAGUUAAAACUGUUUAAGACUGACAUGUUACAAUGCUCUGCAGAUGAGCUGAAUUAUUCUUUAUGUUUGUUUGUUAAGGAAGUACGGAAACCAAACGGGGAAGAAUAUGCACCAGACAGCAUUUAUUAUCUUUGCAUAGGUAUUCAGAUGUUUCUUUUUGAAAAUGAAAGAAUAGACAACAUCUUUACAGAUAUUUACUAUGAGAAGUUUACAGAAUGUCUAAAUGAAGUUCUACAGCGAUACACACCCAAAUUAAAUGCAGCAGGUCAGAUUGUAUGUAGAAUUGAAGAAGAACAUUUAUGGGAAUGUAAACAAUUAGGUGCUCACUCGCCACAUGUACUGCUUAACACACUUGUGUAUUUCAAUACCAAAUUCUUCCAACUGAAAACCCCUGAAGAACAUUUGAAAUUGUCAUUUACGCACAUAAUGAAACACUGGAAGAAAACGCCUGUUGGUAAAGGGAAUACCCAGGGCAGAAGUGUGUAUCUGAGAUAUUACUGCCCUGCCCCAGUGAGACCUGCAUCAGAUAACAACAGAAAGAAGAAAGAAGAACUGCCUGUAUAUGAGCAGGCAGAGAAUUUAGAUAACCCUCUUAGAUGUCCUGUCAAGUUGUACGAGUUCUACCUAUCUAAAUGUCCAGAAAGUAUAAAGAACAGAAGUGAUGCAUUCUACCUGGUACCAGAACGAUCCUGUGUCCCUGACAGUCCCGUCUGGUACUCUACACAGAACCUUCAGACUGAAGCCAUGAACAAAAUGUUAAAUAGAACAUUACUAGUCCGUGAAAUACAGGAGUCAUUUAUACAUACACAACCAAUCUAUGCAUAAUAUCAUUGUUCAGCUUUAGAUCAUACUUUUACAAUAAUCAUGUAUAUAUCACCCAAGCCCAAUUGCUAGUACUUAUAAUUUUUGUAAUUGUUCAAUGAUUUUCUUUUUAAUUGUAUAAAAUAUUCUAUUUUAGUCUGACAGAUUAAAUCAUAAAGAGGUGGUUAUGUCUAGAUCAGCAUUAUGUUAACAUAAUUUGUUCAGUAAGACUAUAUCAGUAUUAUUUCAAAACUCUAUAAACUUUAAAAUGAUUAUUGAAAUGGUUUUAAAACAUUUUCAAAAUUGAAAGCAACAUAUUUAAUUGUAAAACUUGGAAUUAAAAAACUUUCAAAUACAUUGCAGUUCAAAAGUUAUGUAACUGGUUUAAUCUAGUAUAAACUGAUAAUGUUUACAAUUCAAUUUUACCAUGACACACUUAAAACUGGAAUCGGUUACUUCCCUAUUUCUUUAUGCACGAAAUAUAAUAACUAUGUAAUUAAAGAAAGUUGAAAUAAUCCUACAAUCUUGAGUUCUGUCAUUUUCUUGUUUUAUAGCUGUAUUAUAUGCUAAAACCAUAUAUAUAUCAAACUUUUAUACAUUGAGUUUUAUCCACCAGCAUAAUCAUUCAUUUAAGAUGUUGCAAUAAUUAAACAUCAUGUAGAUAUUAGUUUAAAUGUAUACAUAUAGGUUGUCCUCCAUUAGAAUAUGAUUUUUAUUUUAAUCCUUAAAUUUAUGAUGUCAUGACCAAUACAAUCACCACACAUUGUCUCCUCUAAGAGUCCUCUUCACUCAUAUUGGGAGACAAAUUAGUCAUGUCUGUCUGUCUGUUAGGAAAAAGUUUGUCAACAGAAAUAUCCCUAUUGAUUUACAUAGGAAUAGAUUGAAACUUGACAGAAUUACUUAAUACAAGUUUAGUUGUGUACCUCAUAUUAAUUAUUUUUAUCUUUGGAUUUAUGUGGAUUUCCCAUAGCAAAAAACAGCUUAGGAAGUUUUCCAAUGCAAUGAUACAUCAUACAUAUAACGUUGUGAUGAAAUUCCAGCAUGAUAGAAUUAUUUCAUACCAUAGGCAAUGAUAGAUUGAAAUGAGUUAACAGUUUGUAGUUAAUGUGGAUUGGCGUCAGAGUUUGUCACAUUCGUAAAGAAAUGAACAAAAAUCUUAUCAAAUUCAGGCUCUGGAAUUUCCUAUGGUUUUGAGCCUUCAUUGUUUAAUAGCCAGUUUUGUAUAAUACCCAUGACAUUGUCUGUUUUGUGCUAUGUUUUUUUGUUUGUUCCUGGACUAUAUGAAGUCUGAAGGUUUUUUCAGUUUUAACUGGCAAGUUUAGGUUGUUGUAUACAAUUCCCUUCUACCAUUUGAUAUUAAUUACUGUAAAUUAAUUAGCGACUACAAAUUAGCAGGAAUAAAAAUGACGGGAAGACAUGUAAUUUAAACCUAGAGACUUCAUAUUUAGCAGCUUUUGAUUACACAUUGAAAAUUAUUUACAUUUUUAUCCAAAUUUUUUAACAAUUUAAGUGGGGAGGGGGGGUUAUUUUGUCUAUCCAUUUUUUGUUGCAAAAUAAAAGAAAGAUAAAAAAAUUCUUAUCAUUGUCUUUACAAUUGAUAUUUCUUCUUUAUUCAUAUUUACCAUUGAAUAGCAUUACAUUUCAUAUUUCAUAUAAUUGUUCACAAGACAUAAUUUGUUGUAUAUUUCAUGUAUUUGUUUUGUAUAUAAUAAGUAGAUAGAGUUAUAAAUUGUUACAAGUAUAUGCGAAUAUGUACUUAUCAUGUUGUUGGUUAUUUUUCAAAGUUUUAUAUUAUUGACCAUCAUUUGUAGUAUUUUUAUGAUUUGAAUUUGAGUUGUUAGUCAAUUAGACAGCUGUCGCCACCCUCUGUUACUUAAAAUGUUUAAUGAGGGAUUAUUUGUUAUGUAUGUUUCAAAAACUUAUUUCCUAAUCUUCAAUCAAUAGUGCACUUUAGAAAAGCUUAAAUCAUUUGCCCUUUAAGUAAAUACAUUUCUUUUACUUUUUGUAAGAUUUCAACCACUAUUGCAUCAUUUGUAAAGAUUAUUACAUUCUGUUGCAUAAAUAAAUUACAUUUUUUGCAAUAGCAUAUUAUUUUUUUCUAAAAAUGAAAUUGGUUUUUGAUUAUAGAAAAAUAUCAAGUUGAAAAGUCUUUGACGAAAUUAAAUGUAAUUAACACCAAAUUUUAUUUUUGAUAUGAAUUGUAUUUUAUUAUAGAACCAUUGCUUAAAACUUUUCAGGAAUUUGUUGGAUUUCUCAGAUUUUGACACUAUUUGCCCCUGUAUAUUCCUUUGCAAAAUAUUGAUUUUUUUUUUAAUUGGAGUUUUGUUUAUUACUGUACUUUUCCUGAAUCGACUACUUUUUGUUCUUCAAUGUGUAUAUAUAUUUUGGGGGAAAACUAUUGUCAAAAUACAGUGUCACUGAACAAGAUUGUACACACUUAACAAUUUUGUUGUUAUAUAAAAAAUGAAAAUGAAACUUAAAAUAAAAUGACUUUCUCAGAUAAUUUUCUGUAUAGUAAUAUUCUAAAGAACAUAUUUCUGCUGCAGCUGCUACUAAAGAUGUGUCGAUAAAUUUUAUCAUCUAAAAGAAGCAAUUUUUUGUUGCAUCUAAGGGAGAAAAUAUUGCCAUGUGACAAAAAGACAAUUUGAACUCAUUCAUUUAUGAAUUGUUAAAUUUUGGGUGGCGUCACUUUUACCGUUCUCGAGUGAUGACCCUUUUUAAGCGUUAAAUGCAAGCUGGGGCAUCAUCUGUGUCCCAAUGGAGACAUUCUCCAUUUACUUUUUCUAAGACAAUUCUAUUUUCAAAUAGAAAUUCAUAUCUUGAUGGAUUUAAAAGAAAAUCAUCAGUAAACAUUUAAUUUUCAGAUGCCUCUAAAUUUUGCUGAUUUUUGUCACCAAAACAAACAAAAAAAUUUUUUUGACAGGUGAAUUUAAUAUAUACCAGUUAACAUAAAAUACUAGAAAGAAAAUUGUAUGCCUCACAAAAUUAUGUCACAGAUAUGUAGUUAAAUUGUUGACAAAUCUUGAAGUUUUUAUGCAUACUUAAUCAAGUUUUUUUCACAAGCAUAAUGUAACAUUUUAAAAGAUACUGUCUGUUGCAGAAAAUAUAGUUGAAAAAUCAUCUUUCAGAAUUCAUUUGUCCAACAACUUAUAUGACACAAAGAUGUCUUUUGGUUAUUUGUGUUGUUGGCUUGCCGUCUCAUUGACAUAUACCUUGCAUCUGUUUUUAUUCAUAAAUUGAUAGUAAUUGAAGGAUUGAUGAAAUAUUAUGCUGAAAUACAUUCAGAUCAUGUACUGAUUAAAAAGUAUAUCUUACAUUUGUAAAAAAAUGUCACAUACUGUAAAUUCAAAAUCUUUUAAUCAUUUUUAUUAUUGUGGAAAUUGUGAAGGGAUAGGAUUUGCAAAAAUAAAAAAUCUCUUUUUAAAUUUUGAUAUUAUUAACUGUAUCUCAUUUGCUGAAAAGGCAAUAGUUAAAUAUCACAAUUUUGUCCAUUGUUUAACAAUCACCAUAAGAUUUGUUAUAGAAGUAAACUGUGUAAAAUGCCAAACUUAAAUAUUUUUUUUUUUUACAUAUAUGUAUUUGAAACUUGUGAAAUUGAUGUACUUAUCUGUUAUAAAUACAAGUUGUAAUUUUUGCAAAAGUAUUCUGCUGCUUCAUAAUUAAAAACUAAUUUUGUACAA
Molecule: messenger RNA, 9169 nt
Organism: Mytilus californianus (California mussel)
Lineage: Eukaryota; Metazoa; Mollusca; Bivalvia; Mytilida; Mytilidae
Product: zinc finger MYM-type protein 4-like
Exons: 19
Coding region: 195-5513 (1772 amino acids)
Molecular function (GO): zinc ion binding
Source: RefSeq, a predicted model, not a curated record